This is a messenger RNA of Clupea harengus (Atlantic herring), 1937 nucleotides long. RefSeq names its product intercellular adhesion molecule 5-like. The record is from RefSeq and is a predicted model, not a curated record. NCBI's taxonomy places the organism in Eukaryota, Metazoa, Chordata, Actinopteri, Clupeiformes, Clupeidae. Bases 156 to 1136 code for a protein of 326 amino acids. Gene Ontology annotation, molecular function: integrin binding. The transcript has 5 exons. Gene Ontology annotation, biological process: cell adhesion.
CAGACUAGCAAUGCCAGCGCGGUGGAUAUAAACUGGAACUAUAUAACCUAGAAUUUUGGAAUUGUAUUUUUAAGAUCAUUUUAAAAGGUCUGGUAGCUGGUAUAUAGCUACGUAUAUAUUUAAUAAUCGAAGGAACUGUCGAACGAAUAGCCUAUAUGAUGACUCAAGUAAAGCUUUACUGUGGAUUCCUGUUGUUGCUUGCACCUUCAGGUUUAUUUGCUGCCUGUCCUGUUGAGAUCAGUCCCCCCUCUCUGGUGGUGAGGUAUGGAGAUUCUGCUUCUGCCACCUGUCGUACACUCGUACCCGUCAGUGGUAUGGGCUGGGAGUCUACUGUGGGGGCUGUGGGUUUGGAGGAGGGUGUUACUGAGCUCAACUGGACUGUGAAGGAGCUGAGAGAGUGGACAAUGAGGCCACAAUGCUUCAUCAACCCAGAGGAUGGUGACCAGUGCCAGAAAGAACUUGCUGUUGUGGUAUACAAAAUGCCAGACAGUGUGACCCUGACGAUAGGUGAUCCUGGGCCAAAGGAUGCUGGCACGACAUACAUCCUUACUUGCCGCAUUGAAAACUUCGCCCCUGUCCAGAACCUGAAUGUGAGGUGGUUUAAAGGAGGACAGAUGCUGUUUCAGGAAGUUGGUGGGGAAGAAGAUGACAGCAUUGGUCCACAGAACAAGACUUAUGAACGGCAACUCAUCUUCAAACCAUCUGACAAUGGAGCAGAGUACCGUUGUGAAGCUGGGCUAAAUUUGACGUCUGAUCCUCAUAUUCAGUCACAACCAGUCCUUGUCACUGUCCACUAUCCCCCUUCUGAUUCGGAGGGUGUGUCGGUGCUGGAGCUGGAGCGUGACACCACAUUGAACUGCACAGCCGAUGCCAACCCCCCUCCCAGUUAUACCUGGAAGACCUCAGGAACACAUGAGAAAAUGGGGAAGACGCCAGUCCUCCCCAUUGAUGUAGCUGGGAACUACACAUGCACAGCCUCCAACCGUCUUGGCAGUGGGACCAAACAUUUCAUAGUAGUGUCCAGAUCUUCAGGUACAUUCUGGGCCAUCAUCGGAACCGGUAUUUUUGUGAUUUUUGUUCUAUGCGGCGGCUACGGAAUCUUGAAGUGGAGAGCCGGUGCCAAUUCCAUUAUCUGAUCAAGAAACAUCAACCAGUACCUCAGCUGUCAAGGGAACAUUACCCCCCCCCCCCCAGGGGCGGACUGGCCAUCGGGGACACCGGGGGAAUCCCCGGUGGGCCGACGGGUUUGGGAUGGUCCAAAAUAGCGGCCCAAUUCAAUUGACGCUCUGCCCUCUCCGGUACUGAUGAUAUGUAAGACUAGGCAGAACACUUAUAAUUGACAACAAUAUCUAUAUGUAUGCUUGAAACCACUGACUGAGUUUUAUACUACUCUUCGCGAUCUGUAUUCACACUCAUGGUGUCUAUUUUUCGAAAAUGUUCUGACGUUUCUUCUUUACUCAUCUAAUGUCUUCCGUCAGUCUAAUUUAGUUUUAGGCGUUAUUAAAUGUCACUCACUCUAUCCUACUCAACACUUGCAUCACUCGCUCGCUGACACCUUCAACACCCCUACUACACUGACUACACGCCCCUGACUACACACAUACACAAUCACACACCCAGCAUGCAACACUACUGAUGCCAUUGAUGUUCACACCCCAUCGAAUGUUCUGUACUGUUCAUUUCUACAAUAUAGUUCAUCCAGGGGCGGCUUGUCCAUAAGGGCGAUUGGGACGACGCACUGCCUACGCCCGGAUUUUUUUUUUUCUGUCGGAUUCUACCACUAGACCGUUUGAUCUGCCUCUAAAUGUCAUUGCCGAAUCAGCCAACAGUCACUCAGGCAACAGUCAGACAAACGUGGUGCUUCAAAUGACCCCGCCCCUUUUGGGGGGCAAAGUGGAAAUCGCCCCAGAUCUCUCUCAUUGACUCUCAUGUUAAAU